Molecule: messenger RNA, 2062 nt
Organism: Amphiprion ocellaris (clown anemonefish)
Lineage: Eukaryota; Metazoa; Chordata; Actinopteri; Pomacentridae
Gene: eri1
Product: exoribonuclease 1
Exons: 7
Coding region: 290-1315 (341 amino acids)
Biological process (GO): exonucleolytic trimming to generate mature 3'-end of 5.8S rRNA from tricistronic rRNA transcript (SSU-rRNA, 5.8S rRNA, LSU-rRNA)
Cellular component (GO): nucleolus; cytoplasm
Molecular function (GO): 3'-5'-RNA exonuclease activity; nucleic acid binding
Source: RefSeq, a predicted model, not a curated record
CCGGAAGGAGUCAUAACUGUCCACCUGAGAAAAAAAAGACCACUUUAAUGCGUCUGCGGAGAUUAACGACAGACGUUUAAUUAUAAACGUCCUGUUAGUGAUUUAUUUGAAAUAUACAGCAUUAAAGUCUCAGAUUAACGUCGGACGGAGCCGCUUCAGACGUCGAGGAGCCGCGCAGGAAUGUCGUCCAGCCUGUUAGCUGCCGUUAGCACCCGGAGCUAACAGUCAGAGAUAGUUUCAUUAAUUUACGUUGUUUUAAAAAAACAGUUUCUGAACUGACUUUAAUUAAAUGGAUGAGCACAAGGAGAAUAUUCAGGUCGAGGACGUCAACGUAAAGAUGUCUAAUGCAAAAGAAGAGGAGAAGGACAAGCCUUGCAGCAGAUUGUGUCCUCCUGAAGAAUCUGCUCCUCAGGGUUCCCCGUCUCAGUCCAACAGCGACUUCAGUCAUCCAGUGUACAAAGAGAUCGCUCUGGCCAACGGACACAUCAACCGCAUGUCCAAGGAGGAGCUUCGGCUCAAAUUAGCGGAGCUGAAGCUCGACACGAGAGGAGUGAAGGAUGUGAUGAAGAAGAGGCUGAAGAGCCACUAUAAGAAGCAGAAGCUGAUGCAGACGGCAGCAGAGGGAGGUCCCACCGACACCUACUACGACUACAUCUGUGUGGUCGACUUUGAGGCCACAUGUGAGGAAGAUAAUCCCUCCGACUUCCUCCAUGAGAUCAUCGAGUUCCCCAUGGUCCUCAUCAACACCCACACCUUAGAGAUCGUGGACACCUUUCAGGAAUACGUGAAACCAGAAGUGAACCCGCAGCUUUCAGACUUCUGUGUGAAGUUAACGGGGAUAACUCAGAAAAUGGUCGAUGAAGCAGAGCCUUUCCCUGCAGUCCUUCAGCGGGUCGUAGUCUGGCUUCAGGAGCGGGAACUCGGAACCAAAUACAAAUACGCCAUUCUGACUGAUGGGGCGUGGGACAUGAGCAAGUUCCUCAACAUCCAGUGUCGGAUCAGCCGCAUCAGAUAUCCUCAGUUUGCCAAGAAGUGGAUCAACAUCAGGAAGUCGUAUGGAAACUUCUACAAGGUUCCUCGCACCCAGACGAAGCUGAGCACGAUGCUGGAGAAGCUCGGCCUCAAGUACGAAGGCCGUCCUCACUCCGGUCUGGACGAUUCAUGCAACAUCGCCAGGAUCGCUCUGCGGAUGCUGCAGGACGGCUGCCAGCUGCGCGUCAACGAGAGAAUGCAUGCCGGACAGCUGCUGUCUGUUCCCAGCUCAGCCCCCAUGGAAGGAGCUGCAGCUCCUCAUAAGCCCCGCAGCAGAAACUGAACACCACCCUGCACCCCGCAGUUACAGACUAGAGGCACUUUAAAUGGAGCUUAAAGCUGCACACGGGGUCAGUGUUUAGAACUUCAUACGUGAAGGUUCCUCUGACCGUUUAUUUUUACACCAGAUGUUUAAAACCAGAUCAUUCCUGCGUGUUGUGAGUUAAACCUGCCUCACUUUGCCUUAUCAAGCUGCUGAUGUUCAACCAUUUGAUUUCAGUUGUUCCAUGAUGUUCAGAAUUCAGCUUUUGAUUCUGGUUUUUGCCCAAAAGAAUCCAAGUUUGAACAAGAGAUUCGUUUACGCUUUUAAAUGUAAGAAAAUCUGCAGCUUUACAUUCUCAUCAGUGUUCAUGUUGGCCUUUAAAACACCGUAUCUGUCUAGUAAAACACAGAGAAUGCUGCUAUCGGUGUGCUGUUUGAAGUGCUACACAGUGACACAACAUCAGUUUCACACUUUCCCAGAGUGACUUGAAGGAAACAGUCCCGUGGACUUUAUCGUCUGGAUGGUCUCAGAUUCUGAGAUCUGUUAUCUCCUUACAGGAAUGAUAGAAACAGAGUACAGGCGGUCAUUUGACAAACCUCGUGAUGAACAGCUGCAGAGUUUCCAUUUUGUCUGUUGUCCAUGCAGUUUGAGUUCAGCCUGUGCUGUAGUAUCGUGUCUGCUUUUAUUUCAUGGAGGAUAAUCUAUUUUAACGAGAACAAAUAUUCUUCUGAAUGCUAAAUAGUUCGAAUAAAAUAUGUUCUCUGUUCA